Molecule: messenger RNA, 605 nt
Organism: Aspergillus campestris IBT 28561
Lineage: Eukaryota; Fungi; Ascomycota; Eurotiomycetes; Eurotiales; Aspergillaceae
Exons: 2
Coding region: 1-411 (136 amino acids)
Source: RefSeq, a predicted model, not a curated record
AUGAUAAAUGGCCGUUCUAUCACCUGGACUAGGGGCGCAGCUGCAAGCCUACCCGCCGAUGCGAACAAGUGGGCCGUGGAUCCGGCGCUUAUGAAAGGUGCUACUGAGCAUGCGGCCCAUGCUACGGCCACACGACUCGGUAAACCUAAAGUCGUCAUCAUGGGCUCGCUUCAUGGCACGACAACUAUAGGUGGAACUCGUCAAAAGAUACCACACCGGCCCCAUUGCACGUUUAGAAUGGAACCGGGCGGCCAUAUCAAGGUUCAUGUUUACGUUGAUGUUUCCAAGGCCAUCUCGGUGGACGGGUUGAAAGUGGUAGGAGAAAGUGUGAGUAUCCGCGAUCGGGAACCGGACUCAAAGCUGUCCAUCGGGGACUACUGGAGGACGUAUAAUGAUUCCGCACCGGCCUAAAGAGGACCGCGCGACAACAAUAAACGCCCCACUGUACGUUGGUGGAUAUCCAUGGGCUCUGGCACCGCGAAUAUGAGGUAGUAAGCACAAGGUGGAGGCUAUGUCUCCACCUCCCCUCCCCCUUUUGUCUCUCCUGGCUUCUCUGUCGUUUCUUCCUUUCAUUCCUUUGCUUUCCGCUUUCUAUUCGAUUUUCC